CAAAGAAAGAAAAGAAAUGGAAGUAGUAGAAUUGUACGAGCUUCAUUAUUCCGAUUUGCUGCAGCUCUCUUCAGACAAAUCUUUAUCAGAUGAAUUUAUAGAAGAAAUUCAGCGUCUGGAAUCAGUCACCAGAAGUGUAAUGGAAAACCUAGGGCCAGAGGGACCAGGACUUCUCGCCAUCACCGGCGUUCCAGAAGCUUCCAAUCUCCGGCGAACUCUUCUUCCUUUAGCUCGAAAACUCGCUCUUCUCAAUAAUGAUGAUCGCAAGCGCCUUCUUAAGGAACAAAAUCUGGGAAGUGAUGUAUCAUUGAAGAACCCGAAUAGAGAUGUCUCCUCUUUUUCCAUGCAAUUGAAAUAUGAGCAAUGCUAUGAAAGAAGUGGUUGUCAGGUUGAUGAUCUAGAUGUUGAUAAUCGGGAUGAAGGAGAGGUUGAUCAGGAUGAGUUUAAAAAAUUAGGUUGCACCUUUAAGGAGCUAGGAUAUUGCAUGAUGGACUUAGGGCAUCGUCUUGCACAAAUAUGUGAUAAGGCCAUUGGGGGCCAAGAGCUGCAACAGAGCUUACUAGAGUCUGGCACAGCUAAAGGGCGUCUGAUCCAUUAUCAUUCCGCUGCUGACAAUGAUGUUAUUAGAGAAGCUGCUAAGAGAAAUGGACAGUCUAAAGCAAGAAAUGUUAAAGUCAAUAAGAAUGAGCAAUCAAGUCUGAAGCAGCGAGGAAUUGAGUCAUCGAAAGACCAAUCAAAUGACUAUGGUCUGUGGCAGCAGUGGCAUUAUGAUUAUGGUAUUUUCACUCUUUUAACUGUUCCUAUGUUUCUGUUGUCCUCUCACCAAGAAGCACCGGCAGCUAUAAAUAAUGAUUCACCUGUUUCUUCUAAGCAUGAAUUCCCUUCGCCCGGUGGGCACACAUAUCUUCAUAUAUUUGAUCCCAAAAAGAAUCAGGUCUUCAUCGUAAAUGCACCUUCAGAGAGUCUCAUUCUGCAGGUUGGAGAAGCAGCUGAUAUAUUAUCUAAGGGGAAGCUACGAGCAACACUUCAUUGCGUUUGUAGACCACCAAAUGUUGAAAACUUGAGCAGGGAAACAUUUGUUGUCUUCUUGCAGCCAGCAUGGAGCAAACAGUUCUCUCUUUUGGAUUACCCGCUUGAACUUUUAGCUUUAAGUGGUCAGCAGUGCGGGGUAUGUAGCAAGGGAACUGAACAGUAUAGGCAGGUCCCUGAGGAAUUAAGUCACGAGAUUCAAAAGAUUGUUCCACCACUUUUGUCGAGGCUGAAAGAUGGGAUGACAUUUGCAGAAUUUUCUCGCGAAACUACAAAACAAUACUAUGGUGGUAAAGGUUUACAGUCCAACAAAUAGGUUUUCUGUGGAUAUCUUUAUAUGGCCAGAGGUGCCAUCCAGCUUGAUAACGUUAAACUGGUGGUUGCAAAGUGUCACUGUCAACUUCCCCAUCUCAGGUAAAGAGGGGGCUGCGUGCACUUGUACUGUUAGGAAGUUAUUUCACUUUCUAUGGCAAC
Molecule: messenger RNA, 1503 nt
Organism: Solanum verrucosum
Lineage: Eukaryota; Viridiplantae; Streptophyta; Magnoliopsida; Solanales; Solanaceae
Exons: 3
Coding region: 17-1345 (442 amino acids)
Source: RefSeq, a predicted model, not a curated record